GAAGGGCGGAACCUGCGCCACUAUAAAUACGUGCUCUCCGCUUUCAGGAGUUCAGUCUUACAGAGCUUUCAGUGCACACACACAGCCAACGCAAACCACACAACAUGUCUCUGGAACGCCAAGUUCGCGCCAAGCUCGCUUCCAAGCGCAACCCUGACCAGGAGAAGGAGGUCCAGGAGUGGAUCGAGACCGUCCUCGGUGCCAAGUUCCCCCCUAGCGACGCGUUCGAAGAUGUCCUCAAGGACGGCACAGUCCUCUGCCAGCUCAUCAACAAGCUGAAGCCUGGCUCCGUCAACAAGAUCAACACCUCUGGUGGACAGUUCAAGAUGAUGGAGAACAUUACCAACUUCCAGGCCGCAAUCAAAGCAUAUGGAGUCCCUGACAUCGACGUGUUCCAAACAGUCGACCUUUGGGAGAAGAAGGACAUUGCCCAGGUCGUCAGCACACUGUACGCCCUCGGCCGUGAGACUUACAGACAUCCCGAGUGGAACGGUCCCUACCUUGGCCCCAAGCCCGCUGAUGAGUGCAAGCGUGACUUCUCCGAGGAGGUCCUGAAGGCCGGCCAGACCAUGAUCGGUCUGCAGGCCGGUUCCAACAAGGGAGCCACCCAGGCCGGUCAGAACAUGGGCGCUGGCCGCAAAAUCUUGCUCGGCAAGUGAGCACUUCGCCAUAGCUCUGCUCCAAGUGAUAUUAUUUUUAAGAUUUUUGUACAAAACCAAGUGCACAAGGACAUUGUUGUGUGACUAUAUUGUUCUUGAGAAAUCUAGUCAAAAGUGAUGGGAAUAGAAACAUUGUCUCAAUUGAGAUUAGGAAAACACCAUGUACCUAGUUUAGUAUAGCUGUGCCUAUUGUCUGCAACCUAUUUGUUCCAUGUAGCGCACACAAGAUUUUGUACAUAAGUACUUAGGAUAAGUAAUAUAUUUAUUUCCAUUUUAUUAU
Messenger RNA from Ostrinia furnacalis (Asian corn borer), 939 nucleotides. It is a transcript of the gene Mp20, whose product is annotated as muscle-specific protein 20 transgelin. NCBI's taxonomy places the organism in Eukaryota, Metazoa, Arthropoda, Insecta, Lepidoptera, Crambidae. The transcript is spliced from 4 exons. Gene Ontology annotation, biological process: actin filament organization. The record is from RefSeq and is a predicted model, not a curated record. Bases 105 to 659 code for a protein of 184 amino acids. Gene Ontology annotation, cellular component: actin cytoskeleton. Gene Ontology annotation, molecular function: actin filament binding.